CUUGACAGUGUUCUCUUCUAAGCACCCACCGAUCAGUGGUCCUGAUCACCCAGGAGAGGAGCGGUAAUGAGCCUACAUCUCCGGGAUGUCAUUUACUGUGUGUCUGGCUUUGUUCACAGCUGUCAGGUUCAGACGUGGCAACAUUCUGGAUCUCAGCUGACCUCCAAGAAUCUCCCUGCCCUGAGCCAAUGCUGGAUCUGGAGGUUGUACCAGAGAGAUCCCUGGGCAACCAGCAAUGGGAAUUUACCUUAGGAAUGCCCCUGGCUCAGGCAGUAGCAAUCCUCCAGAAGCAUUGCAGGACCAUCCGGAAUGUGCAGAACCUGUAUAGCGAGCAGUGUCCACUGAAUCAUGACCUCAUCCUCAGCCUGACUCAGGACGGGAUCAAACUGCUGUUUGAUGCUUAUAAUCAAAGGCUAAAGGUGAUAGAAGUUUAUGAUUUGUCAAAAGUAAAAUUAAAAUACUGUGGAGUUCACUUCAACUCGCAGGCCAUAGCUCCCACUAUAGAGCAGAUAGAUCAGUCAUUCGGAGCAACACAUCCAGGAGUAUACAACUCAGCUGAGCAACUGUUCCACCUCAACUUCCGCGGUUUAUCUUUCUCUUUUCAACUGGAUUCUUGGACAGAAGCCCCCAAAUAUGAGCCUAAUUUUGCCCAUGGGUUGGCAUCGAUUCAGAUACCACAUGGAGCCAUGGUGAAGCGCAUGUACAUCUACAGCGGUAACAGCCUCCAAGAUACAAAAGCUCCUCCUAUGCCUCUGAGCUGCUAUCUGGGCAACGUGUAUGCAGAAAGUGUUGACGUUUUGCGUGAUGCAUCUGGACCUUUAGGACUGAGGCUCCGUCUCAUCAGCACAGGUUGUGGUCCGGGAGUGAUGGCUGAAGCAAAGACGCGGACAUCUGAGCGCUGUGUAUAUUUUGGAGAUUCCAGUCAAGAUGUCUUGAGCACACUUGGUGCACCACACAAAGUCUUCUACAAGUCUGAGGAUAAAAUGAAGAUUCAUUCCCCGUCCCCCCACAAACAGGUUCCUGCCAAGUGCAAUGAUUAUUUCUAUAAUUAUUUCACCCUCGGAGUGGAUGUUCUAUUUGAUGCGAAUACACACAGGUCCAAGAAGUUUGUAUUGCACACAAAUUAUCCAGGACAUUACAAUUUUAACAUUUAUCAUCGUUGUGAUUUCCGGAUUCCGUUAACAGUGAAGAAAGACAACUCUGAAACUGAAGAAAUCUGCACCACCUACAGCAAGUGGGACAGUAUUCAAGAACACUUGGGGCACCCUAUGGAGAAGCCAGUUGUCCUUCACAGAUCUUCCUCGCCAAAUAACACAAACCCCUUUGGAUCAACUUUUUGUUUUGGUCUACAGAGGAUGAUUUUUGAGGUCAUGCAAAACAACCAUAUAGCAUCAGUUACCCUUUACGGAGCCUCAAGAUCCACCGUGCAUCAGAAAUCGUCAGAGCUGAGCCAAUAAGCAUGAGAACAGCGGGUGAGGUUGUACAGCCCAGCGUGCCUUCACUUGCUGACAGAUACCCACAGUAAACACAGCAGUAUGCGCUGUUGGCCACGCAGCAAAGAGUUGCAAGGAUUGUGGGCGUUUGCAGUCGUCGUUUCCAGUUCCUGCCGGGCAUCCUUCUUGCAGCCAGCACACCCUCCACAUCCCUGUAUCCAUUUCUGCAGGAUGUCGGGGCCUCUGCUGCGUGUAAAAGCACAAACACGCUCGAGCCACGCGCAGGAACCGGGCGUAUAAAGCCUUUGUGUUUAGUGUUAUUGAAUUCACGUGGUAGUCACAUCUGUAUAUACUCUAUUCAUGGGCAAAUACAUGAAUAUCUCUGUGGUUCAGGACAGUCUGAUAUGUCAUUGGCGUGUUUGUAUAUAUGCAUAGGUUUAUAUAUACAGCCACAUAUUCAGGUACCACAUCAUGAGACUUUAAAAUGGUCAUACACACAAACUACCAUCAGAAUUAGUGUCUGUACAGAAAAGACGUAGGCUUUCCCCCCCUAUGUGGCAAGAGGUCAUUUGCACUGAUGCAUUGAGAUUUGUUUUUUCGGAUCAUGUAAUCUGCUCCUGAGUAACUGCUAAUCUUAAGCAAGUCUAAAAGGGAAGUAUU
This is a messenger RNA of Bufo bufo (common toad), 2093 nucleotides long. It is a transcript of the gene PHAF1, whose product is annotated as phagosome assembly factor 1. The transcript is spliced from 17 exons. The record is from RefSeq and is a predicted model, not a curated record. Gene Ontology annotation, cellular component: dendrite; trans-Golgi network; synaptic vesicle membrane. Gene Ontology annotation, biological process: Golgi to plasma membrane protein transport. Lineage: Eukaryota; Metazoa; Chordata; Amphibia; Anura; Bufonidae. Bases 189 to 1457 code for a protein of 422 amino acids.